Lobosporangium transversale is the source of this 1255-nucleotide messenger RNA. RefSeq lists its product as hypothetical. The record is from RefSeq and is a predicted model, not a curated record. The coding region runs from base 76 to 1239 and encodes 387 amino acids. The transcript has a single exon. Lineage: Eukaryota; Fungi; Mortierellomycota; Mortierellomycetes; Mortierellales; Mortierellaceae.
GUCCGCUUGAUACUGUCAGAACUUUAUUUCCAAGAAAUUGAAACGCUCGAGACACCAAUUUCAGAGUUUGUUACGAUGACGAUGUCAUUUUGCAAGCUUAUUCUUCAGCGAAUGUAUCUCUUAGAUCAUAUCAACGACAACUCCAAUGCUAUAGACUAUACCGAAUCACUGGACGAACAACGACAUGAAAACAUGAAGACAUCUUUUUCACCUUUAUCAUCACAAUCACGGCUGUUGAGUCCGUUCAUGACUUCAAAAGAAAAUAUGCAUGUAAUUGCUCGGGUGAUCGCAGAUCAAAUUUGUAGAGGUAUUUGCUUGCCAGAAACAGCGGCUUUAGUCCUGCAGGCACUUACAAGUCUUCAUGACCAGAACCGAUUCCAGUACAUGGUCAAUAUGCCUACGCGACAGCCUAUUAUGAGAAUGCCGGUCAUAGAUGAUCGAGUUACCUUUGGAGCACUAUGCUUUCAAUAUCUGCUCCAAAACAUACUUCCGUUACUCCAUCCAAUCGACAGCUGCAGCGAUAUCAGUAGCAUUAGCAGUAUGGCCAAGACUUUAUCUGCAGAGCUGAUGAAGGGUACUCAUGAAGGAACCUCGUGGACGCAAUUACAGUCCCAUAUUCCUCGAUCGCAACUAUCAAUACCAACAAUAGCAACAGCAACGAUAUCAUCAUUAUCGUCCCCACCAUCAUCCAUGUCAUCUCCGCUAUCCAAGCCACUGCCUACCAGCCAGCUCAAGGACUUAACAGGCAACAUUCUAGUCAGUCAACAAGAAAAGCUUCUCCCUAUCCACAUUCGCUCUGUGGCACACUUGACACGUAUUCUUUGCUUUCUACCUUUGGUGGGUUGGCACUUCCAAUGUCUAUCCUCCAACACGUUUGUCGAUAUGUUUCUAGAUCGAUCCAAAGGUGAUCUGUCAAUCGAUCGUGUAGCUGUGAUGGUGUAUGGGUUUAUGUGCGUGCGGGAUUUAGAGACAGGCAGAGUUGACCCGAAUGACCUAGAGAGUCUAAGAAGCUCCGGUAGCUGUUAUUGGAUCAUUGAGCAAUCCAUACCAACGCUGAAUGAAGUUCAAGCACGGGAGAUUGUACGGAUCGUUGGACGACAUCGAAAGUUGAUGCAAAGGUUACUAUUCCUACAGUAUGAUCAUCUGUAUCAUCAGCAUGCAUACAAUUCCUUUGACGCUUCCGAAAUCUCGUCACGGAUAUUUCAGCAAGACGCGUCAUCAAUGUCUUUAGUAUCCUAAAAACGAAUAUCGGCGG